AUGGAUUCGGAAAGGGGACCGGGCAAUGCGCCAGGCGUGCCCAAGAGCGACCGUGGUCUCAGAAUUGCAAUUAUUGCUGUGACUCUGAGCAGCAAGAUUGCACACAUUGCCACCGAUAUUUUGACCCUUCCAUACAACCGAUUUUAUCAGCAAAACACCUUACUGCCAAUAUUAGCCAUCGCUAGGGCCGUCGAAGAUCGUGAAUCCGAUGAGGAGAUAUCGGCACAAUUGAGGCGAUGGCGGGAUAGAAAGUUGAGUGAGUUUCAACUCGUCCAGGUUGCUAGCACCUUGAUCUCAGCCGCCGUCAUCGGCUGCUUUUCCUGGCCGCCUCCCGACUCACUGCACUGGCUUAGCCCAGCCUUUUGGCACGCGAGCAUUUCCUUCUCGCUCUUCGCUAUCCUCCUCGCUGCUUCGGAGCAGUUCAUCUUUCAGACGCUUCACCGAUCUCCAACACCGCGCAACGUCGAUAAGGACCUCGCCAUGAUCCUCUACAUCCGUCGCAGCAGGGCCGUCGAGCCCAUGCACUCACCCCUCGAGGAGGUGCCGCCCAUCCCGCAGAUCCGUGCCAUCAAGAUCAAGAAGAAGGGAGGAUGGAUCCCAAAAGAAAUGCCGUUUGUAGAGGUUCGGUGGAACAUGAUAUUCACGUGGCAGGCGCCAAUGAUGUUGAUGGCCUACUCGGCCAUUUGCUUCCUCGGCGGGUUGACGGUUUAUGUUUGCGCGCCGUUGUAUGACGGCCAGGGAUGGGUUGGGGCAAGCAAGGCUGCCGUGUUCUACCUCGUCAGCUUCUUUUUGUGCGGCAUCACCUUUAUCUGGUGCGCUUUAUGGGCGUACCGGUUUGUCGACCUGGAGGAUCCUUAG
This is a messenger RNA of Colletotrichum phormii, 858 nucleotides long. RefSeq lists its product as uncharacterized. The transcript is spliced from 4 exons. Lineage: Eukaryota; Fungi; Ascomycota; Sordariomycetes; Glomerellales; Glomerellaceae. The record is from RefSeq and is a predicted model, not a curated record. The coding region runs from base 1 to 858 and encodes 285 amino acids.